Molecule: messenger RNA, 2631 nt
Organism: Chironomus riparius
Lineage: Eukaryota; Metazoa; Arthropoda; Insecta; Diptera; Chironomidae
Source: the annotation of a GenBank genome assembly
AUGAAACCCAAACUCAAUAAAUUCAGGAAGCAGAAGCCCAAACAGAAAACACGCAAGGAUUUAAGGAAGGAAAAGCGUAAUCAAAAAAAGUCAAACCGAUUCAAUUAUCAUAACACAAAAAAAGGUAAAAAUGGAACUUCCAAGGACAAUCAGCAAGUUAAAAAGAAGAAUAAGGAUGAAUUCGAUAGUGAAAUAGAGUUUGACAAGAGUGACAAUGAGAAUUUCGAUGAAAUGGACGAGGAAAUUCCAUCAAGUGACGAUGAAGUUGUACAACCGGUUAAAUCAAAGAUUGAUGGCAAGGAGAAUCAGCUACAAAAGUUUAUUGAUCGUCAAAAGAAAGAACAAGAUGAGUAUUUCAAUGAAAUCAAGUCAUCUAGAGUAGAACAGCUACAACAAGCUAACGAGGACGAAGACAAGCUUAUUGGAAAGUAUGAAAAAUUAUUAAAACUCAAUAAAAAGAAACGCAAAGACGGUGGCAUUUCUAAAUUCAAUGAUGGACUGGAUUACUUGCUUGAGUUAUGUACAGACGAUAGCAUACAGAAAAUGUAUAAAGCAGCAAAAGAAGCGGCAGAUUUCGAAGAUCCAGACGAGUCACUUCCUAAAAAACCUCCCAAAAAGAAGAGAAAGAAGAAUGUCCAAGAAUCUGAUGAUGAGCCUGAUCCCGAAGAGGUAAAGGAACUGACCAAAAAAGCCGAAAAGCUCAAAAAAUUCGAGGAAAAGUAUUUUGGCGACGACGAAGAUUUCUUUAAGAACAAUCCCGAAAUAGAUAGCUGCGAUGGAAGUGAUUCUGAAUUGGAAGGCGAUGAACAUGAGAGUAAUAAGAGUUUUGGAAGUGAUAAUAAUGAUUCAGAAAGUGACAAUGAAGAUCCAGUAGGUUCAGAAAGCGACAAUGAAGAUCCAGAAGGUUCAGGAAGCGACAAUGAAGAUCUAGAAGGUUCAGGAAGCGACAAUGAAGAUCUAGAAGGUUCAGGAAGUAACAAUGAGUCAGAAGAGGAAGUCAAAGAGGAUAUUUAUGGACGAAAAAUCGACAAAAAGGGUAAAUUGAUCCAAGAAGACAAGUCAAAGUAUGUCCCACCGCAUUUAAGAAAGUCACUAAAGUCUAUAGAUGCAGAAAGUGAUCCAAAACGAAGAGAAAAGCUGCAAAAUCUGAAAAGACAAAUUAAUGGAUUUGUCAAUCGUCUUGCAGAAGCGAAUCUUCAUAGGAUUUCUAUCGAUAUUGAGAAUCUGUAUAGUUCAAAUGCUCGAAAUGACAUGAACACAGUACUUACAGAAGUCAUUCAGAACUCACUUAUUUCUAAUGUUUUGGCUAGAGAUCGAGCUGUGCUAGAAAAUACAUUAUUAAUUGCAGUUCUUCAUGCUAAUAUUGGAAGUGAAAUUGGCGCUUUUUUCCUACAAAUACUCGUUGAACGAUUUGAUAGACUAUUUAAAAUGAUUGAUGCCACAGAAGUUGAAAAUAAGGAACUUGACAAUGUUAUCUUUGUGAUUUGUCAUUUGUAUACUUACAAGCUGUUCAAGCACAACAUAAUUUAUGAGAUAUUAGAAAAGUUGUGUUCUAAACUGACAGAAAAGAGAAUCGAAUGCAUUCUUUUGGUAUUGAAAUCUAUUGGCUUUAUUUUAAGGAAAGACGAUCCAGUGGCAUUAAAGGAAUUCAUCCUUAAAGCUCAAAAAAUGUUAAAUUCAAAAGAAGUUGAAAGCAACACAAGAAUCACGUACAUGCUGGAUGUUUUAAUGGCUAUAAAGAACAAUAAUGUUACCAAAAUCCCUCAAUAUGACGCAACGAUAGUCGAUCACUUCCGUAAACUUCUCAAACAGUUUAUUAGAUCUGGAAAGUAUGUUACAACAUUAGCAAUAACUUUAGAUGACUUGUUGAAUGCUGAAGAGAGAGGAAAAUGGUGGCUUGUUGGAUCUGCUUGGUCUGGAAACGAUACACAAGAUAGAAACAAGAAAAGUGACUUUCAGGAAGAGACAACGAAUGAUGAACAUAGAAAUAAAAUAAUGGCACUAGCUAAAAAGCAGAGAAUGAACACAGAUGCAAAAAGAAAUGUCUUUUAUGUUCUUAUGACAGCUGAGGAUUAUGUCGAUGCAUUCGAGAAGAUUUUAUCGUCUACAAAUGAUGAACGGACCAUUAUUUCCGUUAUCCUGCAUUGCUGUUUAUCUGAAAAGGAAUACAAUGAAUAUUAUAGUGUGCUGGCUCAAAAGUUUUGUGAACAUAAUCGUAAGUACUUGUUAGCUAUUCAAUUUGCUGUGUGGGAUAAGAUAAAGGAACUGGAUAAUUUGAAUGUUAAGCAUAUAAAUAAUUUAUCAAGGUUCUUGAUAUUUUUAAUAGAAAAUGAUAAUUUGCCAUUGUCGGUGCUGAAAGUCGUUGAGUUUGCACAAAUUGAAAAGUCAGCACUAAGACUCGUUCGUCAAGUCAUGCUUGGACUUUUGUUGGCUAAAGAAGAAAAUUUUGAACGAACUUUUGAAAGAAUUGAGCCAAGCAUGAAACUUAAUGCAUUUAAGGAUCAAUUAAGGUUAUUCCUCAAAGUCUUUCUGCUUAAAGACAACACAUUAAAGAUUAAUGAGGAACAAAUGAUGAAAUUGCAAGCGAGAAUUGAAAAGGCUGAAAAGUUCCUGUCUUCCAGUCACAUGUAA